UCGGCAUUGCACAUCACUAGCGCGGGGUGCGGUGCGGUGUUGUGUUUUGUGAGUGAGUGACGUGAUAUUUCGAUGUUUUGAUCUGAAACUUUGAACAGGAAAUUAAAGUAUUAUUAAAUUUAAGCUUUAACUGUGAAUACAAUACGUUGGUUAAGUAAUUACACUUAAUACUUUAAUUGUAAGUUAGAUUAUCAGUUUAAACACAUCUGACGUUACCUGUUACGCGAUAAUUGUUGUUGUUCGGGAGUGUUGUACAAUGAGUGAUAAAGAGGACUACCUGACGUCGUACCGGGAGUUCUUCGAGAGUUUCGCGGCGACGGUGAACCCGGAGGACCAGCUGCCGGUGCACGUCGCCGGCUACACCAUCACCGAGGCCGAGCUGCCGGGGGAGACCCUGUACUGGACCACACAGUACCUCACUGAGAAACAAUGUCCGCUGCCGCUGCUGACGCCGCUGCGCCGCAUCGUGCUGGAGGAGGUGCGCGCCGCCGCCAAGAAACAACCCACCGACUUCGGCUUCCGAACUGAAGAGAAUGUAUACAUAGCGCUGCGUCUGAUGCAAGCAGUAACCGCCCGCGUCAACACAAUAUGCCUCCGGUACCUGGACAACGCCCAGCUGUCCACCCUCCCCCCGCCGCCCCCGCCGCACCUCCGCGAGCUGAAGACCACGUCCGCGGCGCACAAGAACACCCGCCGGGUGAUGGAGGAUAGGCAUGUGGAGAUCGGGAACUUGGAAGCCCUGUUUGGUAUUGAGACGACAGAGCCGACGAGUUUCUACGCGGUAUACGACGGACACGCGGGCUCCGCGGCCGCCGUGUACUGCGCCGCGCAUUUACACCAGUACCUGGUGGAGAGCCCACACUUCAAGACAGACCUCCGGCAUGCCUUGAGAGACGCGUUCUUGAGGACCGACGGGGAGUUUGUCAGCAAGAGUAAUCAAGAGCGAGCGAACGGCGGCAGCACAGCAGUGGUGAUAGUGGUCCGCGGCAAGACGCUGCACGCGGCGUGGGCCGGCGACUCGCAGGCGCUGCUCGCCAAGCGCAUGCGACUCAUGCAGCUCGUGCACCCGCACAAACCUAGCAGACAGGAUGAAAAAGAUCGAAUAGAAGCGUCCGGAGGGACGGUGAUGUACUGGGGCACGUGGCGGGUCAACGGACAGCUGGCCGUCUCCAGAGCUAUAGGUGACGCCCAAUACAAGCCGUACGUGACAGCGAAGCCCGAGAUAGCGUCGGUGGACCUCGACGGAGAUGAAGACUUCGUGGUGAUCGCGUGCGACGGGCUGUGGGACUUCGUCAGCGAGGACCAGGUCGCCAUAGCUGUGUACUGGCAGAUCGGUGCUGACCCUGAUGACCUGAAGGCGGUGUCGAAGCGACUGAUCGUGCAGGCCAAGCGGCAACAGUCGUCGGACAACAUCUCCGUGAUCGUGGUGUUCCUCAAGGAGCCCGCCCUCAUCAGCGCAGAGAACCGCCCGCCCAUGGACCUGGGGCUGGACAACGCCCUGGCGAACGGGCCUCCGCCCUUCGCCGUGGACGCCGACGCCUGCAAGCGUCAGCUGGAUGCCGUCCCUGACCCUGUCGAUAAUGGCAUCCUGCAUCCCGACAAUGGCCUCAUCCACCCGGACAAUGGCAUCCUCCACUCUGACAAUGGCUUCAUGCACUCUGACAACGGCCUCAUCCACCCUGACAACGGGCUCAUCCACCCUGACAAUGGACUCAUCCAUGGUGACAAUGGCCUCCUCCACUCUGACAACGGCCUCAUCCAUCCUGAUAACGGGUUAGACUCGGACAGCGACAGCGAGGACGACCUGGGCCCGGAGACGGCCGUGGACGUGGAUGUGGAUGAUGUGGAUGCCGACAAGAACCACGCGGCCGCCGCGCCCACCCCUCCUGCACACACACAAGAAGAGGGUCAGUCCGCUGGCGCGCUGGUGGAGAAUGUAGGUGAGAGCGGCGAGGAGUCGGAGGACGAGUGGAACUACUUCAAGGGCGAGGGCGAGAGCAAGGAGGAGGCGCCGCCCAGCGACGAGCGCGACGACCUGCCGCGCUCCGAGACUCCCUGCCAGGAUACUUCCGCGUGGGAGACCAGCUCAGUGGACAUGAACAGUUCCCCGCUAAACCCGGACGCGCCGGUGUUCGUCCCGGGCACGGCGGCCACGGACGUGCUGCUGGCGGAGUCCCCGCGCAAGCCGCUGCCCAUGGACGAUAUCGAGCUGCCGGACCGCAAGCAGUUCGAGACGGAGGCUGUUGUGAGGCCCAAGGAAUUGUUGGACCUGGAUAACUGUGAUCAGCUCAAUGGGCAUCAUAACAUCUCGCUCGACGAUGCCGCCAAGCUGAACGGCAACGACAAGGGCGCCGACAGCUUCGGCACGGACAGCUUCGGAGCAUUCGCGGCGGAAGCAGACUCCGCGCUGCUUCACGACCUCGAGCGCGUGCAGCGGGACACCACCGACUUCUGCAAUAUACAGGUAUUCCAGGCGCACACAGAAACAAACCCGUUCGCGACGGAAGCGAACGAGGAGCUGCUGGAGCGGCUCAAGAACAAGGAGCGGGACCCGAUGAGCAUGAGCUUCUACCAGGAGAAGGACGCGGACUCGCGGCCCGCGUCGCCCGUGGACCUCAACGCCGUGCGCCCGCUGCCCGACAGCGACGACGACGACAACGCCGACCCACGCGAUGAUAAGGAGAACCUCCUGCCGCCCGACAACGACGCCGCCCUCGACCAGCUCGAGAACAACCUCGCCGACUUCACCAGGGACAACAUCUCCGACUACGAGGCGGCCAACAACGCGCAGAACCUCGCCGACAUAGACUUCGGCACCAUCGACGCGCCCCAAACCGACACGCCCGAGUCGCACAAGCUCAUGUUCGAGCAGAUCCCCGAGAUCCCCGACGGGAAGAGCUCCGAGCUCGGCUUCUGCGACGACUCCUCGCAGGACGUGGACAUGGAGCCGGCCGAGCUGGCGGAGCCGGCGGGGGACGCCGACAGCGGCGUCACCAGCGAGCCCGACCAGCACGACAACGAGCUGGUGGACUUCACGUGUGAAGACACCAAGGAGGAGGACAGCGCGCCCGAGAAGAUGCUCGACUUCGUGCAGCUGCAGGCGGGCGAGGGGCUCGACGCGGCGUCGCCCGCGCCCUGCGAGCCCGCGCGGGAGCCCACGCCCGAGCCGGCGAGAGAACCCACCCCGGAGCCGGCGGUGGAGGCCGCCCCCGAGCCCCCGCGGGACCCCACUCCCGAGCCGCAGCCGGAGCCCCCGCGCGAGGCGUCGCCGGAGCCCGAGCCCGAGCCCGCCUUCAUGGCGUCCUCCGAGCCCGAGCCCGAGCCCGCCUUCAUGGCGUCCUCCGAGCCCGAGCCUGCAUUCACGGCUUCCCCUGCGCCCGAGCCCGCGUAUACUGCGGAAUCGGAGCCCGAGGUGGCGGCGUCCCCCGUCCCCGAGCCUGCCCACGCUGCGUCUCUUUUCCCCGAGCCUACCUACGCUGCGUCCCCCGUUCCCGAGCCUACAUUCGCUGCAUCCCCCGUCUCGGAGCCAGCCUAUGCUGCGUCCCCAGCGCCGGAGCCUGCCUGUGCGGCAUCUCCCGUGCCCGAGCUCGCGGUAGCGGCGUCGCCGGUGCCUGAGCCCGAGGUGGCGGCUUCACCAGUGCCUGAUCCCGCCGACCUGGCGACCCCAGUGCCGGAGCCCGAGGCCGCCGCGCCCUCCCCCGCCCCGCGCGAGCCCUCCCCCGCGCCCGCCACGCUCCCCGUGGACGUGCCGCUGCCCCGCGACUCCCCCGCGCCGCAGGACACACACACAGAGCCCGCGCAGUCUCCAGCGCCAGUUGAAGAAUCUCAGCAACAGUCGGCGAGCGCGGAGCUGCUGGCGCGGCUGAGCCCCGCGCCCGACGCCGCGCCCGACCUGCUGCCCGGCGAGCCCGCGCCCGCCGCGCCCGUGGCCGCCGCCGCCGCCGCCGCCGCCGCCGGGGCCGCCGCCGUUGCCGCCGGCACCGCAGCCGCCGCCGCGAAGGGCAAGACACCGAUAAAGAAAACAGCACCAGCCACGAAGACGCCGGCGAAACUGACGCCUAAGCCUGCUGCACCCAAAACACCAGUGUCCGCAACUAAGAAGCCGGCAGCGAGUCCCGCCGCUCGGCCCUCCCCGCGCCCCGCGCCCGCACGCCCCUCCGCCACCGCCGCCGCUGCCAAGCCCGCGGCGACCGCGGCCGCGCGCCCCGCCGCCGCGCCCGCCGCGCGGACCUCGCUCACAGCGCGCGCCGCUCCCGCCGCCAAGCCAGCCGCGCCCCGCGCCGCCCCCGCGCCCCGCGCUGCCGCCCCCAAGCCCGCUCCGGCCAAGGAGCCCGCAGCCAAAUCGGCCACGGCCCGCCCCGCAGCCGCCGCGCGCCCCGCGCCCCGCGCCGCGCCCGCCCCACGCGCCGCGCCCACCCCGCGCCCUGCGGCCCCGCGCACCACACUCGCUGCUAAACCCAAGGAGCCGGUGGAAAAGAAGCCGCUCACUAACGGCACCGCCGCGCCCGCCCGCAAGCCGCUGUCCGCACCCGCCGCCCGCCCCGCGCCCGCCGCCCGCGCCGCCCCCGCGCCCGCCCGCCCCGCGCCGCGGCCCGCGCCCCGACCCGCCACUACCACUGCUACAACUAAGAGCAGCAGCGCUCCGUCCCGGCCGCUGGACAAGCCGGGCAAGGAGCUCGCCAACCGCCGCGCCACCGCGCCGCGACCGCCGACCAAGAUCGCGCCCGCCAAGGCUCCCGCGAAGCCGAACACGAUGAGGCCGGUGCCGAAGAAGCCGCUCGAAGCGAAGAAGGCGGCGGAGAUGAACGGACUGAGCAACGGAGACGGCGCCAAGCUGCCGCCCAGCCCCGGCGACGCGCUGCCCGACGUCAUCGCGUAGACCCCCGGCCCCCGGCCCCCGGCACCCCGGCCAGACGGAAACGGGGCGCGACGGUCGUGGCGCCGCCACUGAUCGUCUCCAAUUCCUAUUAUUUCCGCUUGAAUUUUGUGAUUUUCUAUAAGUGUAUGAUAGUUAUUAACGUUACUGUUCGUAGCGGCAUGAUGUAGGUGCGGGAGGACUCCCACUUUAUAUUAUAGAGUCGCUUUUUAUAGACGAGACGUAAACUCGCGGCGCAACCGCCUUCGAUACAAUUAUCAAUAUUAUGAUUAUGAGUCUGUUUUAGAAUUUUAUAUUACCAACGAAUAAUUGAUUUUAAAUCCGGCUUUUAAUUUAUUAUCUUUGUAUAACCGUAUUAUUUAAAAUAAAAAAUGUGAAGAAGGA
Messenger RNA from Plutella xylostella (diamondback moth), 5260 nucleotides. The record is from RefSeq and is a predicted model, not a curated record. Lineage: Eukaryota; Metazoa; Arthropoda; Insecta; Lepidoptera; Plutellidae.